Paramecium pentaurelia is the source of this 1747-nucleotide messenger RNA. The record is from the annotation of a GenBank genome assembly. Lineage: Eukaryota; Ciliophora; Oligohymenophorea; Peniculida; Parameciidae.
AUGGGAGGAGUAUAAUCAAUCAAUCGAAACUGUAAAAAAUCUUUACUCAUUUGCUUAUAAUUGCUUGUUGAAGAUGUUGAGUAUUAUGCUGAUUCUAAAUUCCUUGCUUAAUUAAAAACCAUAUAGAUUUCCUUUUCCAACAACUUUGAAAAAAAUCGGUAACAUUUAUAUAUACAAUUUUUAUAGGAAAAAAGUAAUAGACCUUCUAAAAUAAUCCAUACCUCCAUAAAUUAGUUUCCAUGAAGAUGUUUUACUUAAUAACAUAAGUUCAGCUUUCUAAUGUUCUUUAAUUAGAAGCAACAACUAUAAAUCUAAAACUUUUAAGGAUAUCACUAUGGAUAAAGAAUUCGUUAAGACUUUUAGAUUAAUGAACUUUUCAGGUUUACAAUAAAAAUAUGAGAAUUGUUAUUAAAAUAAUUUAGUCCUUCUAUAUUAGGGUUUAAAAAGCUAUUGUAAUCUAGCUAAUUAAAUCAUCAAAGAACUGAAUUAAAAUUUAGAUGUUUAAUGUAAAGUUUAUGUUUUGAUUUGGGAACACUUUUAAAAUCAUUUAUGUAAAUUAUCUAUUUCAGAAAUUUAUGACCUUUAACCACUUAAUUAAUUUUUUAAUGAAAAUUACACCAUCAUAUCUCCAUCUUUAAAAAUUGAAAGCAUAGGUGGAAAACUAUGGGGUACUUCAGUUUAAUAGUUAAACAUUGAUUAUAUUAAGCAAUAAUUUAAAAUUACUAGAAGAGAUCAUGCUUAAUAAAAUAUCUGUUUAUUCUAGGUUUUUAAUGCUUUCAUUGAUAUGAACAUUGAUGCUGCUCAUCUUUAAUGGAUAGGAGUAAGUGAUUUUGAAUUUAGUGGAUCUCUUAAGCUUUUAAUUGAUUUCAUUAUUGAAGAUACUAAUGAAUUUUUUAUUUAAUUAAACGAAAAAUCAUAAGGAAAUUUACUUUUAUUAUUAGAUUUAUGGGAGAAAGAUGAUAAUUUUAUGAAAUCAGUGUUACCAACUUGGAUUUGUGAAAAUAUAUUAAAUACACUAUUUUUCAGUUUUUUUGAAUAGAAAAUUAGAGAGAAGAUUAAAUUAAUGUAAAUUAAUUAACAAAAAAAUUUAAUUGAAAAAUAUUGUAAGUAAAGAGUUGAUAUAGAUUUCUAAAAUUAAUUAGAAUAAGCAAAAAAGAGCUUGGAAUCUGUAUUUUUUUAAUUUGACUAUUACCAUAUAUAAAACAUUGAACCAACCUUAUAAAUUAUGAUUAAAUAAUUAAGAUCUGAAAAAGAAUUUAGUAGUAUUAUAUUAGCCAGUGAAAAAACCUAAUAAGGACCUAGUGAUUUAUUAAUUUAAUAGAAUUCAAAUAUCUUGUCAGAUGCUGAUGUUGAUGUUCAUCAUAUCUAAUCUAAUAUUUUCGAUCCAUAAGAUGCAGAUCUAUUUGAAUCAAAACAAUAAAAUUCUGAUUUAUUAAGUCCAGAAGAUGAAAUUGCUCAAAUUUGUUAAAAAUAUGAUCAAAAGAAGAAUAAUAUAUAAUUAAAUAUUUAAUAAAGAGAUGAGAAAAUUAAACUUAGAAAUAGAAAUAUAUAACCAAUAUCUAAGGAGUUAUUUAAGGUAUUUAGUUUUGUUCAUUCUAUAUCAUAAGAAUAAGUAGAUAUUAUAGUGAAUCUCUUAAUUGAGAAAAAGCAUAAAGAAAUUAAUUUUAUAAAUAAUAACCUGUUUGUAAAUUAAGAAUGUUUCAAAGGAUCUAUUGCAGCUGAGUUGUUAUUUUUAAUGUAAAAGUGA